AUGGCGUCCAAAAGCCUCCUCCGUCAUGUCUUCCGCGACCUCAAACCUAAGAUCGAACAAUUGCGCUCGUCCAACAAGCACGAUACAUCCGCAGCAAGAUCGAAGGCUGUAGCUAUCGCCAACGGAAAGAAUGAAAAAACCUAUAUGAACGCCCCAGCCUUAGAUGCCACACCAUUCGCGCACUCGACGCCUCAGGUCCUCGCCCCAACUGUCCUGAACGACAUCUCUGCGGAGCCUGGCGCCGUCACGGUGAACAUGGACGACGAUAGUCGCGAAAACAGUAUAUUCGAAUCGUUUGGGUUCACACAGUACACCAGUCGCGAACUGCUCGAUACGACUAUCUCCGAAGCCAAGCUUGCUCUGCAAUCGCACCUUGAUACCCUCGCCAUGACCAUUGGGCUCUUGGAAGCUCUAGAUGGGUUUAGCGACACGAUCACGGUGAUGAAGAGGGAUACACUGAGGGCUCAGAAGGAGUGCAGAGAAAGGUUGAGCAUGAUUGCAGGUAUAGAGGAUGCCGCGCAUGCCAAGGAGUCGGCUAGCGAUGCAGUGAAGUAG
Molecule: messenger RNA, 555 nt
Organism: Plenodomus lingam JN3
Lineage: Eukaryota; Fungi; Ascomycota; Dothideomycetes; Pleosporales; Leptosphaeriaceae
Source: RefSeq, a predicted model, not a curated record